Messenger RNA from Neolamprologus brichardi, 2680 nucleotides. It is a transcript of the gene pick1, whose product is annotated as protein interacting with prkca 1. NCBI's taxonomy places the organism in Eukaryota, Metazoa, Chordata, Actinopteri, Cichliformes, Cichlidae. Gene Ontology annotation, biological process: dendritic spine maintenance; intracellular protein transport; receptor clustering. Gene Ontology annotation, cellular component: postsynaptic density; synaptic vesicle; trans-Golgi network membrane. The record is from RefSeq and is a predicted model, not a curated record. Gene Ontology annotation, molecular function: protein domain specific binding; protein kinase C binding; phospholipid binding.
AGUGACAAAAUAAAGUAAAUAGAAGCUGUCUUUAGGUCGAGAAGUUGAGAUAAUUGCGAAUAAAAAGGGCGAUUCAACAAAAAAUAUUUUGAUUUUAUGCACACUGAAUAAUAUCUUUAUGACGACUCUGUGCGACGUCUAAGAAAGGUUUCACAGGGACAGGAGUGACGCUGUCCUGCAAUGUUCACAGAUAUGGACUAUGAAUUGGAGGAGGACAAACUGGGGAUACCAACAGUGCCUGGGACUGUGACUCUGAAGAAAGAUGCUAAUAAUCUUAUAGGCAUCAGCAUUGGUGGUGGGGCUCAGUACUGCCCUUGCCUCUACAUUGUUCAGGUGUUUGAUAACACACCGGCAGCUUUGGAUGGGACGCUGGCAGCAGGUGAUGAAAUCACAGGUGUGAACGGGAAAGCAGUCAAGGGCAAAACUAAGGUGGAGGUGGCCAAGAUGAUUCAAGCUGUGCAGGGGGAGGCAGUGAUCCACUACAAUAAGCUGCAAGCUGACCCAAAACAGGGGAAGUCUCUGGACAUAGUGCUGAAAAAAGUCAAACAUCGACUCGUAGAGAAUUUGAGCUCAGGAACAGCGGAUGCUCUUGGACUCAGUAGAGCUAUUCUAUGCAAUGAUGGACUUGUCAAAAGACUGGAAGAGCUGGAGAAAACGGCAGAGCUGUACAAAGGGCUGAUGGAGCACACGAAAAGACUACUGAGAGCGUUUUUUGAGCUUUCUCAAACCCACAGAGCAUUUGGAGAUGUGUUUUCUGUCAUCGGGGUACGAGAGCCCCAGGCUGCUGCCAGCGAGGCUUUUGUGAAGUUUGCUGAUGCUCACCGCAACAUUGAGAAAUACGGCAUUCAGCUACUAAAGACCAUCAAACCUAUGCUCCAUGAUCUGAACACGUACCUUAAUAAGGCCAUACCAGACACCAAGCUCACCAUCCGCAAGUACCUGGAUGUGAAGUUUGAAUAUCUGUCGUACUGCUUGAAGGUGAAGGAAAUGGAUGAUGAAGAAUACAGCAGCAUUGCCAUGGGGGAGCCUCUGUACCGCGUCAGCACUGGUAACUAUGAGUACCGUUUGGUGCUUCGGUGUCGGCAGGAAGCCCGCGCCCGCUUUGCCAAAAUGAGGAAAGACGUCCUGGAGAAGAUAGAGCUGCUGGAUCAGAAACACGUUCAAGACAUCGUGUUCCAGCUGCAGCGCUUCGUGUCGGGAAUGUCACAUUACUACAAUGACUGCUACGCCGUCCUGAAGGAGGCAGAUGUGUUCCCCAUCGAGGUGGACCUCUCCCGCACAAUGAUCAACUACAGCAGCCAGCCGUUCUCCUACACAGACGAAGACGAGGAGGAAGAGGGAGGCGGAGAGGGAGGAGGAAGCAGUGCUGGCAGACAAGCAGAAAACGGAGCGGAGAAGCUGAUCGAUGACGAAUGAGAAUGCCCGCAUGCGUUUGUGUUUACCAUCAGUUACAUUUAAUGUCUACACGCUCAGCAGGCAGUGAUGCUUGCAGCAGAAAGCAGCUGCAGGAACGGUUAACACUGUUCACACAGAGAGGAAUACUGAUUAGAAAUGCUGCUAUGAUACUGUAUGUGGGUGUUUUUACAGUUGUUUCUGUGGAUUGUUAAAAAUUCUAUAGCUUUACGGUUACUUUAUGAUAUUAUUUACAUUUGCAAAUUUUCACUUAAAGAAAAUCAUUUAUGGUGUCUCAUAAGGUCAUCACUGAAGGAGUGUGAGGGACACAAUCAAUUGAAUGAAGCUUUAUUUUGUUGUGAGUGAUGUGUUUGGGUUUUAAUGUUUCAGACUGGGAUCUGUAAGCAUAUGAGGUGUGCCUUAUUUGCUCUCUGUGCAGUGAGGUGUACUGGGUCUGAGCUGUUUCAGUGUGGAUAAUAUUUAUUUUCUUUGCUGCAGAACCUGCUGCAUCUUUGACGUUUAUUUGUUUACCUGCUUGAAAUGAUAUCACACUCUAAAUGUUUGUCACUGCAGAGAGAAAUUCUCAGUGCAACAAACCACUGGAUAAUUUUACAACAUGUCAGGGUGUUUGUUACAUUCAGCCUUUUUCCCCCAUCUUUGCACAUUUUAAGUUGUCCGACCGAGGUUCUUUUUUUUCUUUGUCUAAGGUGUCUGUUUUAUCUUCUCGGGCAGCAUGCUUCAGGUGGAGUGUUCACAUUCCCCUCACUACAUUUGCAUUCCAGCUGUGCCCUCACAGUAUGAUGAAGAAACUAAAUGGAUGCACAGCUUCACUGUGUUGUAAAAAGGAAUUUUAAAAAACACUAGAAGUGUGUAGAAAAAGGAAAGAGGUGUAAAAGCUGUUUUACUUACUUUAUUUAUUGUGUUUAUCAAAUUAUAUCUGAAAAUUUAAUAAGGUAAAGUUAAUCUGAUAGUUUAUUAAACUGUUCCAAAAACUAUCGCUAGGGGGCAGUGUCGCAUCAGCUCUUAAAUGUUUCUUUUUGUUUCUCUGAAUGCAAAGAAAGGGACCCAUUGUUUGUGUUCCUUGAUUUUCUUGGUUGGUUACUUCGUACUACGUCAUAAUGACUUUUCGGAACUUGACUAAAUAUAUGAUCAUUUUAAUGAAUAUGCUGUCAGUUUAUUUUCUAUUUUAACUUUCUUUUACCUCGAUAGGGUCUGUUGCCACAUGAAUUGCGCAGAUGCACUGUCCGUGACAUUGUAAUAUAUCAAAUAAAGUAAAUCCAAAUAUAAA